AUGUCUUCAAAAAGUACUUUAUUUAAAACGUCUAAAGCAAAGCAAACGAAGGGACCAAGUUCAACUCCUAGUACAACCCUAAGAAAAAAAGUGCUUAUGCAAAAUGCGGCAUCUACACAAAAAGAAGAACCUAUGGCUCAAUCAUUCGUAGACGUGCGCACUCCCAAUUUUGAAAGUGAACUUACUUUUAUGGUACAAUCUUCGCCGACAAUUUCAAAACCAUCCGUAAUUACCCAGGAAACACAAGCAGAAAACGCAGACCCAGAUGACAACAGUUCAGCAACUAUGGAUAUGGAGGCUGAACUAGAUAUUUUAGAACCAGCUACCGAUAAAGCCAAUGGGAAUGGAUACGAAAUAGAAGAGAAGCUGACAAAUAUUUCAUCUCAAGCUUAUGAAGCUAUACAACAUAUUAAAGACCUUCAUUCAGCAUUUGAGCGAAUAAUGAACAGAGAGCAGACCCACGUCACUCAGCCACAAGUCCUGGAAUAUAAAAAUAGCUUUUUAGAGUCACAGUUGAACUCAAUUUCAAUUCUUGUCACAGAAACAAAGCAUUUAAUCAAAGAAUUACAGAGCAGACCUAAUGUCAUAAAACAAACUGAAGAGGUACAAAGUGAACAAACAAAAAUAAUAACCGACACACUAACUCAACAAAUCAAUAAAAUGAUUAUUGAACUGAACGACAUAAAAGAACUGGAACUGAGUCAAAUAGCUUGCCAAGGAAAUCCUGGUAUCGGUGCCGAGCUCAUUAUGGUAGAAAUAAGGGAAAAGUUAAGCGAAAUCCUGAAUCAAUGCUGCGGGACAGCAACAUCGACAAACACACCCGCCACCAACAUUGCUGAGGGUAUUAUAAGCAAAAAAACUGACCGAAAGGCAGAUAUAAUAAAAGAGUCUACACCACCUGGAGCUCCCACGCGCUCUUAUGCAGAGGUGUUGGCGAGGCCUCACUUUGCUCUAAUCGUAGAAUCCGCUGACCCCAGACACACUAGUGAUGACGUGGCAAAAACAGUCAAGAGCCAUGUUGAUGUUGUGGAGCUUGGAUUAGGAGUGAACAACGUUAGAAAAAUCAAAAAUCAAAAAAUUAUUAUAUCUUGUGAUAGCGAGGAUGACAGAAGCAAACUGCAGGAGGCAAUAAAGAACUCGGACCAAAAAUUAACCGCUGCGAAAACAGUAUCUAAACAGCCUUUGCUUAAAUUAGUCGGAGUAAUAAACGAUCUGGACAAUAGUAAAAUUGCAGAUGCGAAAAUAGAUAAUCGAUCUAAGCCUGUAAAGUCUGCUGUUGUUGUCAUUGACCCCAAUAUAUUAAUAAUCGAAGAUAGUAAAUUUAUCACAGAAAAUACAGUAGGUGUUAUUAUUGUAAAUAAAAAUAAUAGUAUAGGAUUGAUCUCGAUAUACUGGGAAGACUAUGAAAACAUCGAAAAUUACAUACAGCAAUUGAAUACUAUUAUUAAAAAUAUGAAUACACCUUUUAUCAUUAUUGGAGGCGACUGCAACUGUAAUAGUCAAUGGUGGGGAUGUGACAAUGAGGAUGCCAGAGGAAUAUUGCUCUCGGAGUUCCUUGCUGAAGCAAGUUUGGAAAUUAUUAAUGAAGGCCGUACUCCUACAUUCUAUACCAUAAGACAGGGAGCAGAAUGCAAGAGCAUAGUAGAUAUAACAGUUUGCUCUGUACCUACUAUGACUAAGAUACUGAACUGGACAGUCAACCCAAACAUAGUCACCACCUCAGAUCAUAGAGCAAUAACUUUUGACAUAUGCAUAGGUCCUGAAGAAACAAGGAAGGGGAUUAGAAAAUCUACCAGGAUUUACAAUUCCACUAAGGCCGACUGGAAUAGAUUUAAUAAAGAACUUAUAACAAAUUUGGAAAAUGAAGGAUUAAAUACGAAAGAAGUGACACACAUACAGACUGGAAAAUAUCUCGAAGACGCUAUAUUAAAAUUAAAUAAAUGCAUAACUAAAGCCUGUGAUAAAUCUAUGCCCAAACUAACAAAUACCAAAUUCAUCAAGAAGAUCAAAUGGUGGAACAACGAACUAGACCUAAAGAAGAAGAAAGUUAUAAGGCUAAGACGCAAAAUACGACAUGCCAACGAGAACAGAAAACCUUAUAUUAUAGAUGAUUACUUAAGAGCGUUAUCUGAUUACAAAGAAACCAUAUUAAGGACGAAAACAAAUAGUUGGAAAGAAUACUGCACAGGACAAUCACGAGAGACUAUGUGGGACAAAUUCUAUAGAAUAUCCAAGCUCACCGAUUUUCAUCUUAAUGAAGAGAUGCUAAAAGAUUCAGACGGAAAUAUAUUAGACCCAUUUCAAUCCGCAGAUCUUUUGGCUAACACAUUUUAUCCAGCUGAUAAUAUUGACAACGACACAGAAUACCAUACAAGAAUACGAGAGGACACAAACACAAUAGAAAGUCAAAUAAAAAUGAUAAAACAGUCUACAGAAUUCACACCCUUCACAACCUAUGAAAUUAGUACGGUUAUUGAAAAUAUUAGACCAUCCAAAGCGCCUGGCCUGGACGGAUUUACGGCAGACAUAUGCAACGCCAGUAAAAACUCGAUAGAGCCGGACUCUUGA
Parnassius apollo (apollo) is the source of this 2568-nucleotide messenger RNA. NCBI's taxonomy places the organism in Eukaryota, Metazoa, Arthropoda, Insecta, Lepidoptera, Papilionidae. The record is from the annotation of a GenBank genome assembly.